AUGAUUGUAGGCAAUGGAAAUCAUAUAAAAAAUCUUUUUACUGAUUCUAAUCCAAUAACAACUCAACGUGAAUUAACAACUUUAUAUGAUUAUGUAGUACAUAUUUUACCCGAACAAGAAAUUGGUUAUUUUGCAAAUGGAAAUGGUUGUCUUUCAUCUUCUAAUUUAAAUUUAAAUCAUCAAAUAACAACAUUAACAUCAGUUCGUUUUAAAUAUCCAUUAGAUGCAAAUGAUGAAUUAUCAUUAAAAUAUUUUUGUUUUCCUGAUCAACAUGAUUCAAAUAAUAAUCAUAAUAUAAAUUCAUUUUUAUCACCAAUAAAAUCUAAACCAGAAUAUUUUCGUUUUACAUUAACUGAUAUGCAUGGAAUACGACAACAUGGUUAUUGUUCACGUUUUGUACAUAAAGGUAUUUUAAAUGCAUUAUGUAUUAUAUCACCAUAUGAUAUGAUUGAUGUAUAUGAAAAAAUUCUUUCAACAGCAACACAAUUAUUUAUUUCAUAUAAAGAUGAAGAUGCAAAAUUAUUUCUUGAAGAAAUUUAUCCACAUCGUUUACCAAAUCGUGGUGAUACAAUACAUAUACAUACAACAACAGUUGGUUUAUUUACAUUAAAAUGUGAACAUGAUCGUCGAAAACAAUUAAUUGAUUCACCUACUUUACUUAGUUUAUCAACAGGUAUGAUUGUUGAGAGUAGGAUGUUUACUAAUUAUGACAAAAAAAAGUGA
Molecule: messenger RNA, 723 nt
Organism: Rotaria sp. Silwood2
Lineage: Eukaryota; Metazoa; Rotifera; Eurotatoria; Philodinida; Philodinidae
Source: the annotation of a GenBank genome assembly